Molecule: messenger RNA, 1401 nt
Organism: Eremothecium sinecaudum
Lineage: Eukaryota; Fungi; Ascomycota; Saccharomycetes; Saccharomycetales; Saccharomycetaceae
Gene: ELP4
Product: Elongator subunit ELP4
Exons: 1
Coding region: 1-1401 (466 amino acids)
Biological process (GO): tRNA wobble uridine modification
Cellular component (GO): cytoplasm; transcription elongation factor complex; elongator holoenzyme complex
Source: RefSeq, a predicted model, not a curated record
AUGUCUUUUAGAAAGCGUAAUGAUAUUAUCAACAGGCCCUCUCAAAUAGCCGUUCCCGGCAGAGAAACUGGCGUUAAUCGUGGAAUAGGCUCCAGGCACGGUCGGGUACCAACAAUAGAUGUUCCUCAAAGAGCUCCUGGGCGUCAUAUGGAGCCAGAGGUUAAUAGAAAAAUUACACAGCUUGCUGCUAAGAUUGGAGUGAUGGAUUUAAGCUCUCCUUUGAUCAAUGAAAACCACCCGGGUAUCAGACCUUCACCAUCUACUUCACAGCAGACUACUUCGACAGGUUGUAAUGACUUGGAUAAACUUCUAGGUCAUAUGGGUCUGCCUCUUGGUAACUCAUUAUUGAUAGAGGAGCAGACUUCUACUGACUUUGCAUCUAUUUUAGCUAAGCUUUUUGCAUCCCAGGGGAUUGUGCACAAUAGGGUAGAUGGGAGUACAGCGGCCACGAAGGGCAACACGCAUUUGGUAGUGCUGACAACAAACACCUCAUAUGCAGCGGAGCUGCCUGGUGUGUUCAAAGGUUCCAGUAAGACUGUGAAGAAGACCAAAAUCUCCGAACAGGAGUCUAAGAUAACGGUUCAGAAUCUCGUUGGGUCCAUUCCUUCAGUGCAUCAACCUACAAGAUACCAGGACCUAAAGAUUGCGUGGCGGUAUGGUUUGGCUGACGAAGGAGCCAAAAAAACCAGCGAAAUAUCUGACAGCGACACGUACCCUAAUUACAAUAGCCAUUUUGACAUUACCUCACGACUGGUGCCUGCUCCAUCGGCUGCAGAAGUGACAUAUGUUUCGCCUCUCCAGUCACCUAUUACCACUCUGUGUCAAAUUGAGACUAUCAUCAAGAAUAACAGGAAUAAGUUGGUCCGUAUCUUGCUGCCCAAUAUGCUUCACCCAGCUCUUUACCCUCCUAACUUUUCCCAGCUACAGGUAAUUAUUCCUUUGCUCCACGGUAUCAGAGCAUUAUUAAAAAAGUACAGUGCAAAUUGCGUGCUACUAGCAACAAUUUCAUCCGAGCUACUCAUGAACCACAGCAAUCUGCUACUUAUGCAAAUUGAAGCUAUGUUUGACUCUGUAAUAAACCUCGAGCCUUUCAACCAAGAUAUGCUACAGCUGCUGGAACGCGCGUACAAAUCUCAACCCAACAAAGUGCAACACGGACUUGUCCACGUUUACAAGCUGCCUGUAUUUUCUGAGGCAGGUGGGAUGCACAUUAUGAAGUCGGAAUGGGCUUUCAAGAAUGGUAAGAAGAAGUUCGAGAUCGAGGCCUGGGGGAUUCCAGUCGACGAUGAUAACGAUCAUAUUGACGCUCGCAACGAACCAUACAAAAAAGCGGAAUCAAAGCGCCAAACCCCAAUGGGAGAACAACAUGCACAACAGCAUUCGCCAGAAUUAGACUUCUAG